Messenger RNA from Mytilus californianus (California mussel), 1010 nucleotides. RefSeq lists its product as uncharacterized. The record is from RefSeq and is a predicted model, not a curated record. The transcript is spliced from 5 exons. Bases 49 to 924 code for a protein of 291 amino acids. NCBI's taxonomy places the organism in Eukaryota, Metazoa, Mollusca, Bivalvia, Mytilida, Mytilidae.
UGACCCCAAACAUAUUUAUUAGGUCACUAGCACACUAUGUAACUAAUAAUGCUAUGUAUGUUUUUUGUCAUGUUUCAAAUUGUAGGGUACCUGAAGCAGAAGAUAAAGAGAAGGAUAAUAACACCAACCAAUAUCCCAACAAAUGAGGCAAGUAAUGAUGAAAGUGCCCAUUAUACAGAGAUAACUGGAGAGGAUUACAGACGGACCACAUUGCAAGAAAACAAUAGUCGGAUUAUUUCAACAGUCAAUAUAAUUGGUGUUGAAAAUACAGAUACAGUCCCGCAGUUUUCAGAACAUUCAUCAGCAUCAUCCGAGAAUAACACAAAUAGUUCAGAAAAUUAUGAUGAUUGGAUGAUAACAACAACAAAUGUCCCAACAACCGAGGCCAGUAGUGAUGAAAGUGCUCAUUAUACAGAGAUAAAUGGAGAUGAUAACAGACGCAUCACAUUGCAAAGUACAAUUAGAGAAAAUGAAAACGAUAAUCCGAUUAGUUCAACGGUCAAUAUUAUUGGUGUUGAAAAUACAAAUACAGCCCCGCAGUCCUCGGGACAUUCAUCAGCAUCAUCCGACAAUUACAUAGACACUUCAGAAAAUUAUGAUGAUGGUUACGAAAAACCAUACACAACACUGGUGGUACAAAAUCAUGCUGACGACCCACAUGUUUAUCUCACUACAAAUAAAUUCGGCAUCUAUGAAAAUUCAACACCGUUUGAGAAAGUAGCUUGUGGACGUUCUUUUGAAUUAAGAAAUGAUGAUACACCAACGGUUGAAACAAACCCACAUGUUUAUGAAAAUAACGACCAAGAAAAUACGAAUCUGAGUUAUAUUGAUAACGACUUCGACAAAAAGGACAAUGAUUUUCACAGGUCACACAUUGAUCAACGGAAAAAUGAGGCAGAAUAUAUUAACUUGAUGCUGAAAUAAUAAGAUAAAGUUUUAGAAUUCAGAUUUCAAUUUUUAGUAGACUUGUACUACAUAACAUAAGAUUAUUAAUAAAUGUGGUCCUUGUA